AUGACCAAUCUUAGCUUUAUUGAUUUUGGCGAAAAUAGCUUUUCGGGUAUGCUUCCUCCCUCAAUCUUUAAUCUCUCUUCUCUCAUAGACCUUAUUAUGGGAGAGAAUGAAAUCCAAGGGAGUCUACCCUCAAACUUAGGUAUGGUCUUUCCGAGUCUCCAAACAUUUUCUAUUUCCAAUAACCAAUUCAGUGGAUCUAUUCCUGUUUCAUUAUCAAAUGCCUCAAAUCUAUUUAGAUUGGGGAUCGGAGGUAACCACCUGCAUGGAAAAGUCCCUCCAUUGACGAAUUUGCACAAGCUUGAGUGGUUAAUCCUUGCUGGCAACCAUCUCCGAAGUGGGGGAAUUGAUGACUUGACCUUUCUCUGCGAUUUGACCAACGCCACCCAUUUAGAAAUUCUCCAAAUGUUUACCAACAAUUUUUGGGGCACGUUACCUCAGUGCAUAGGAAACCUGUCUUCUUCUCUUCAAAUCUUCAUUGUAGCUCAAAAUAAAAUAUUAGGAAGUAUCCCGAAUGAGAUUGUAAAUCUGGCUAACUUAGAGCUUUUGGGGAUGGACGAGAACCAAUUUUCAGGUCACAUUCCCCCUGGUCUAGGAAAGCUGCACAAGUUAUAUGAAUUAGCUUUUAAUGGGAACUCUCUCUCUGGCAAUUUUCCAUCCUCUUUCAGAAAUUUAAGUCAAUUAAAUGUGUUAAGCUUAGCAGGCAACAAACUUCAAGGCAAUAUCCCGCCGAGUUUAGCAGAGUGUCAGAAUUUGAGGAUCUUACAUCUUGGUGCCAACAAUUUCAGCGGUAUCAUAUCGCAAGAAAUCUUUGGUCUGCUAAACUUGUAUGAUUUGAGUUUAGGACAAAAUCAGUUUAUAGGCUCCUUGCCAGAGAACAUAGGAAUUUUAAUAAAUCUAGAGUAUUUAGAUAUCUCUGAUAACAUGUUAUUCGGCACCAUUCCAGAAUUCUUAGAAGGUUUUGUAUUUUUGGAAUCUCUGAAUCUAUCUUAUAACAAUUUUGAGGGCAUGUUGCCGAUCAAAGGAGUGUUCAAGAAUGCAAUGGCGACAUCAGUUGAAGGAAAUAGCAAGCUUUGUGGGGGCAUACCUGAGUUUCAUUUGCCAAAGUGCAAACUCCAGCAUGCAAAAAAGAAAGGAUUGAGCUUAACCAUGAAAUUGGUUCUCUCCCUCGUUUGUGGGAUUCUUGGAGUCAUUUUUGCACUAACCUUUUUGUACCUUUAUUGCUCACGGAGGGACAAAAAGGGUCAAGCUGCAACUGAUUCGGACAAAUUUCCCCAGGUGUCUUACCAAAGUCUUCUAAAGGCAACAAAUGGAUUCUCCUCAACCAACUUGGUCGGUGUGGGCAGUUUUGGGUCCGUUUAUAAAGGACUACUAGAGCAAGGUGAAACUACAGUUGCCAUCAAGGUACUCAACCUCGUUCGUCGCGGAGCUUACAAAAGUUUUAUUGCUGAGUGCAAGGCUUUCAAAAAUAUUAGACACCGUAAUCUUAUCAAGGUACUCUCGGCAUGUUCUGGUUUUGAUUAUCGCGGUCACAACUUCAAGGCCUUAAUUUAUGAGUUCAUGGUUAACGGGAGCUUGGAGGAAUGGCUGUAUCCAAUUCAUACAAUUGGUGAGAGAAAUGAGAGGCCAAGGAGCUUAACAAUUUCUCAGAGGUUGAAUAUUGUUAUUGAUGUUGCUAUGGCAUUGGAUUAUCUCCAUCAUCAUUGUGAGACGCCAAUAGUUCAUUGCGACCUCAAACCCAACAAUAUUCUUCUCAAUGAGGACAUGGUUGCACAUGUAGGUGACUUCGGCUUGGUGAGGUUCCUACCAAAAGCUGCUGAAAAUUCUUCGGGAAAUCAAUCAAGUUCUUUAGGGAUCAAGGGAACCAUUGGUUAUGCUCCUCCAGAAUAUGGCAUGGGUCAUGAAGUGUGGACACAAGGUGAUGUGUACAGCUUUGGCAUCCUCUUGUUGGAAAUAUUUACAGGAAAAAGACCGACCGAUGACAUGUUUCAGGGAACUUCAAACCUCUAUAGCUUUGUGAAGGCAGCUCUGCCUGAGCAAGUGGAAGAGGUUUUGGAUCCCGUUCUUGUUCAAGAAAGCAAUCAUCCUAAUGCGGGGAAGGCAAGGAAUCGCAUCCUAAUCAUAGAAAGUUUAAUCUUUGUUUUAGAAAUUGGUGUUGCUUGCUCAGCGGAGUUGCCUAGAGAAAGAUUGAACAUCUAUGAUGUUGUGGCACAUAUGUGUCGGAUCAGAAACAAACUUCGAGCAAAUGGUAUAUGUGAAUAGAAGCUUAUCGUUAAUAUGUGGUAUAGCAUGUAAUAGUAUUGAUGUUAUGUGAACGCGUUCUCAUAUUUGUUAGAUAAAAAUAUGCAGUACAUAUGGCUAGUUGAUCAAUGCUUGCCAAACAAACUUAUUUGCAUCGAAUUAUACUUGAACAAUGACA
Pyrus x bretschneideri (Chinese white pear) is the source of this 2416-nucleotide messenger RNA. Its product is annotated as probable LRR receptor-like serine/threonine-protein kinase At3g47570. Bases 1 to 2259 code for a protein of 752 amino acids. Gene Ontology annotation, molecular function: protein binding; protein kinase activity; ATP binding. Gene Ontology annotation, biological process: protein phosphorylation. The record is from RefSeq and is a predicted model, not a curated record. NCBI's taxonomy places the organism in Eukaryota, Viridiplantae, Streptophyta, Magnoliopsida, Rosales, Rosaceae. The transcript has 3 exons.